AUGACCACGCAGAAUGGGAUCCUGGAUCACUUACUCUUCACCGAAGACAACUCAGCUCCAGCUUGUCACCGUGGUCCACUCAGGGUUGCCAUAAUAGGCGCAGGCAUCGGUGGUCUCAGUGCUGCUAUUGGACUCCGACGUCAAGGCCACCAAGUCGAUCUUUACGAAAAAUCAAGCUUCGCCGUCGAGCUGGGUGCCGGUAUCCAUCUCACCCCCAACGGGAAUGGGAUCCUACGGCGAUGGGGCAUCUUUGCCGAGGAGUUUGGUGGCACUCUCCUAAACCGCCGAUUCGAGUUUCACUACAAUGGCGAACUCAUACUGGACGAGAACCUGGCGACGCCUAAUCUUCGCUGGGAGCAUCCUUGGCAUCUAGUUCACAGGGUUGCGCUACAUGAGCGAUUGAAGAGGGCCGCGACUGGAGAAGAUGGGCGAGGUUUGCCAGCUAUCCUGCACACAUCAUCAGAAGUUGUCCAUGUUUCACCAGAGAGGGGUAAAAUCACCCUAGUAGAUGGCACUAUCAUCGAGGCAGAUGUCAUAAUAGGGGCGGAUGGUGUUCAUUCCAGAAGUCGACGAUUCAUCUGUGACUCGAUGCCCGGGGUCAUCAGCUCAGGGAAGGGAGCAUUCCGAUUCCUAAUCCCGAGAUCGUUGGCAGACGAGGACCCAGAAACACAACCUCUUGUAGAGGCUCGAGACGCUGCGUACAUGUGGUUCGCUAAUGAUAGACGAGUUGUUCUGUAUCCUUGCAAUUCGAAUAAGACUCUUAACUUCGUCUGUAUACACCCCGAAGAAGAGUCUCAUUCAAUGGCGGGUGAUGGUUGGGACAAGACUGGCUCACUCGAGCAGGUCCUCGAGGUGUUCAAGAGUUUCGAUCCAGUUCUCCUUCGACUAUUUCGGAAGAUGGACCCCAAGGAACUCAAAGUGUGGCAAUUGCUGGACAUGGAGAAGCCCCCAGCCUGGGUGAAUGAAAGGAUGGCUUUGCUUGGAGAUGCUGCCCACCCAUUCACGCCUUAUCAGGGACAAGGGGCAAACCAGGCCAUAGAAGACGCAGCUACUAUUAUGGUCGUGUUGCCUUACGGCACUUGUCCAGCAGACGUGCCAGAACGCCUAAAGAUAGUGAUUCCCGGAAAGCGGGCUCGGACUGGAAAGAUGGAAAGCCCCAAGUCGACCGCAAGUGUACCAUUCUCGAAGCGCGAGGUCAUGUUGGCUUACAGGAUGCAAGCUGCGAUAUUCGGGAGCUUUAACUUCGCCCACGACGCCUACCACCACGCGAACAUCGUUUUCAAGCGGCAUCUUUGGAAGAGUACGCCAGGUGCCAGGUGGAGAAUGCCGGUUUCUUUCGGGCCGUCUUAUGAGUUACGCAGCCACGACUCAAGUGACUCCCGGCAGACUUUCACAACCGCUGCCGUGAGGUUCAAGUCGUCACGGACGUAUCUCGAGUCUCUACUCCCGACCGAGUCGUACACUUUUGUGGCCGAUGACACACUCUGCGAAGUGAGCCUCGCCAUUACCACCCGGAAGAAUGUGCCGUGUCUAGGGGGCGCAGACUACAGCCGGUUUGGCCUUUACCUCCAUGGCGUUCAGUACAAGAGGGACGACGGCUCAACCGUUCAAGGCAGCUUUGUGCCUGUACUUCUGGAGGAUUCGGCUGACAUGGUUAUUUCUACAAGGGAGGAACAAGGUAUGCCUGCCCUCUUCUGCGACAUCGAGGUUACCUCAAGCCCGCAGACCUAUCAGAUGAAGGCAUCGUGGAGGGGCGUGAAUUUCACAGAUUUGAUCUUGGAGGAUCUCGAGGAGGAUCCUCGAGCUGCAGAAACCGCGGGAGAUGAUGUAUCGGGCCGCGUUCUCCUAUCACAUCACCUGAGGCCGAAAAUCGGGGUCCCUGAGGAGCCAGGUGAGACAUGCGCCAUCAAGGGGAGCAUUGGGGAUGCAUCUUGCAGGGUGACCCAGAGAUGGCGGAUCAAGAAAGGGUCCGUCAAACUGCAGGGUCACAGCUGGGAAUCACUUCCGACGCUUCAUCAUGUUGCAGCUAGCCUAGCGGAUAUGGCCAUGUAUGGCAUUGUAUCUGCCGAGGUGGUGAGUGGAACUGGUGUUCCUGACAAGAGGAAGUAUAGCAGAAUCUAG
Messenger RNA from Fusarium falciforme, 2121 nucleotides. Its product is annotated as FAD-binding-3 domain-containing protein. The record is from RefSeq and is a predicted model, not a curated record. Lineage: Eukaryota; Fungi; Ascomycota; Sordariomycetes; Hypocreales; Nectriaceae. Gene Ontology annotation, molecular function: monooxygenase activity; FAD binding. The transcript has 6 exons. Bases 1 to 2121 code for a protein of 706 amino acids.